AGCGAGUUCCUGCUGCUGCGCCGGUGCGGUUAAUUUUAGCCAGGGUUUGUUCUAUGAGUUGUAACACUGUUUACCCAAGUAGAAGUUAGUAAGCUGAAAUGUGACUUCUCGGCCUGAUGUGAUAGGAUAUCUAUUUUAGACUGCAGACUGGGUUUAUGGUGGGGAGAGCAGUCUUCUGAAGAAUUGCGGCUCAGAUUUCCUUUGAAAGUGCUUGAGGAGACAUCACAGCUUUCCCAGAUUGGGAGGAAAAAUAUGGAAUGUGUUUUACCACUGACUGAACACAACCAAAUGAACUGUACUGACAGUAGUUUGAAAACCAGCAGUUAGCAGUUUGUUCAGGCUCUAACAUUGUCCAGCACUUUCCAGAGCAAACUCACUGUUUACAAGAACUCUCGGCCUUACGACGUUUAUAACCUCAAGCUUUGUUUAUUUAAAAUAUUUCUGCAAAAGAAAAGUACCCGGAGCCCACUUUCCAAAAUGGCCAUGGAUGAGUAUUUGUGGAUGGUCAUUUUGGGUUUUAUCAUAGCUUUUAUCUUGGCGUUUUCUGUUGGUGCAAACGAUGUUGCCAAUUCAUUUGGUACUGCUGUGGGCUCUGGCGUGGUGACCUUGAGACAAGCAUGCAUUUUGGCUUCAAUAUUUGAAACCACUGGCUCAGUGUUACUGGGAGCCAAAGUGGGAGAGACCAUUCGAAAAGGUAUCAUUGAUGUGAACCUAUACAAUGAGACAGUAGAAACACUAAUGGCCGGGGAAGUUAGUGCAAUGGUCGGGUCAGCAGUUUGGCAGUUGAUUGCGUCCUUCCUGAGACUCCCCAUCUCGGGCACUCAUUGCAUUGUCGGUUCUACCAUAGGAUUCUCACUUGUCGCGAUUGGCACACAAGGUGUACAGUGGAUGGAGCUCGUCAAGAUUGUUGCUUCUUGGUUUAUAUCUCCACUGUUGUCUGGUUUCAUGUCUGGCGUGCUGUUUGUACUGAUCAGAAUUUUCAUCCUAAAGAAGGAGGACCCUGUUCCCAAUGGCCUGCGGGCACUCCCAGUGUUCUAUGCAGCUACAAUAGCAAUAAAUGUGUUUUCCAUCAUGUACACGGGAGCACCAGUGCUUGGUCUGGUCCUUCCCAUGUGGGCGAUAGCACUCAUCUCCUUUGGUGUUGCACUGCUGUUCGCCCUUUUUGUAUGGCUCUUUGUGUGUCCAUGGAUGCGGAGGAAAAUAGCAGGCAAAUUACAAAAAGAAGCUGCUUUAUCGCGAGUGUCUGAUGAAAGCCUCGGGAAAAUUCAGGAAGCAGAGUCCCCGGUAUUUAAAGAGCUACCAGGUGCCAAGGCCAAUGAUGACAGCACCGUCCCUCUCACGGGGUCAGCGGGGGAGCCGGCUGGGACCUCGGAAGGCACAUCAGUGGGGAACCACCCCCGGGCCUCCUAUGGAAGGGCACUGUCCAUGACCCAUGGCUCGGCAAAAUCACCCAUCUCCAACGGCACCUUCGGCUUCGACGGCCACACGCGGAGCGACGGGCACGUGUACCACACGGUGCACAAGGACUCGGGGCUCUACAAGGACCUGCUGCACAGAAUGCACACGGACAGGGGCCCUGAGGAGAGGCCCGCCCCGGAGAACAACUACAGGCUGCUGCGGCGCAACAACAGCUACACGUGCUACACAGCCGCCAUCUGCGGGCUGCCCGUGCACGCCACCUUCAGAGCCACCGACUCAUCCUCCGCGCCCGAGGACAGCGAGAAGCUGGUGGGCGAUGCCGUGUCCUACUCCAAGAAGAGACUUCGCUACGACAGCUACUCGAGCUACUGCAAUGCGGUCGCAGAAGCCGAGAUCGAGGCCGAUGAGGGGGGUGUGGAAAUGAAGCUGGCUUCUGAGCUGACCGAUCCCGACCAGCCCCGGGAGGACCCCGCGGAGGAGGAGAAGGAGGAGAAGGACACCGCCGAGGUCCACCUCCUGUUCCAUUUCCUACAGGUCCUCACUGCCUGUUUUGGAUCCUUCGCUCACGGUGGCAAUGACGUGAGUAACGCCAUCGGUCCCCUGGUAGCCUUGUGGCUGAUUUACGAGCAAGGUGCAGUCCUACAAGAAGCAGCGACCCCCGUCUGGCUGCUGUUUUAUGGAGGAAUUGGAAUCUGUACCGGCCUCUGGGUCUGGGGGAGAAGAGUGAUCCAGACCAUGGGGAAGGACCUCACUCCCAUCACACCAUCGAGCGGCUUUACCAUCGAGCUGGCCUCCGCGUUCACCGUGGUGAUCGCCUCCAACGUCGGGCUUCCGGUCAGCACCACGCACUGCAAGGUGGGCUCAGUGGUGGCCGUGGGCUGGAUCCGCUCCCGGAAGGCCGUGGACUGGCGUCUCUUCCGGAAUAUCUUUGUGGCCUGGUUUGUGACUGUGCCCGUGGCUGGCUUGUUCAGCGCUGCUAUCAUGGCCCUCCUCAUGUACGGGAUCCUCCCCUACGUGUGAUUUGUGUCUUCUUCCACGCUGCGCACAAGGGGUGGUCUAGGGUGGGCACGUGGGGGUGGCACGUGGCAUGCGUCCUGCCCGUGCGCGGGCUGCCCACCCCCGCCCCCAGCUUCUCCGCGUCCCUUUCCUAGGGUUCCAAACCACACUGUUCACCUACACUGUAGAGUCCCCCUCCAGAGCUAACUUAACUACUGUACAGAGUUACGUGCAUUAAACUGGUAUCGUGGUGACACGACGUGGUGCGGUUACUUCCCUGUCUGCUGCAUAGUGUGUACGUAGACUAGACAGCAUUAUCUCCGACAUACUCAAAAUGGGAGUGGAGCUGUAUUGCCUAGGACCCAGUAUUCAACAAAUCCUUGUACAUCGUGAUUUCAGUGGCAAAUUUCAAGAACCUUUUCAAAGGAAAGUGUAGAUUGGAAAGGGGUGUUUCCCCCGUUGAACAGACUGUAAGACAAGUGCGAGUCGGGAUGGCUGGUGCACAUUUGGGCAGGUGUACGUCCACGGGUGUGCUCUUGAUACUGGGGUGGGGGUUCACGAGGGCUCUCACUGAGGAAUCUGUUCAUAUACUGUGUAUUGAUUCUGUAAUAUAUCGUAAUCGCUUCUGUAAAUACUUCAAACUGUAAUUUUGUAAUGGUGUGCUUCCCUAUACCUUUUUGAUCAGAGAAUUUUGGAAAGUACCAAAGAAGCAAGGGAAUAGUUUGCCAGUAUUCUAUUUUCAUAUUGCCUGUCUCCCCUUCUCAUUAAUCCUACCGUUAGCCUGUGCUGGAGGGAGGCCGCCGGGCCCUGGCCUGCCCCUCACAGCGCAGAUGCUGAAGCACCAGCCCUCCCCUCCCCCACCCCCGCCCCCCUACCCCCCCACUGCCACCACAUGCCAGACACUGGUGAACCCCGCAGUGGCCCUUCGUCGUCGUCCGUGUAGAGAGUGUAUGUACGUAAGGAUGCGUGUUCCAGCACCACAUAUCAAGUCCAGUUUAAAUUUUCACCCCUCUUCUCCCCUCGCAGCCUGAAGAACAGAAUUCUUGUCUCAAACACUAAAGCGAAUGAUACAACAUUCUAGCAAUUCAGGAGCAGGGAGAGUUGAAAUAUUAGACGAUACACUGGAUUUGAGGAUUUCCUUGAGGCCUUUACUAAGCUGAACAUCUUGAUGCUCUACUGUAGUCCCGUUGGAUUCUUUUUUUGGUAGCGGGAGGGAGGAAGUGUGACUAAUGUUAGAGCCUGAAACUAUGGAAAUGCUGCUAAAAUUUUUAUAUUGACAAACGUUUUCUUGGUACUUCAUUGUGAUUUUUCAUUAAUCAACCACAUUAAAUUUAUAAUAAAAAAAUGCCCCUCAAAA
Molecule: messenger RNA, 3772 nt
Organism: Lutra lutra (Eurasian river otter)
Lineage: Eukaryota; Metazoa; Chordata; Mammalia; Carnivora; Mustelidae
Gene: SLC20A2
Product: solute carrier family 20 member 2
Exons: 11
Coding region: 478-2439 (653 amino acids)
Biological process (GO): phosphate ion transmembrane transport
Cellular component (GO): membrane
Molecular function (GO): phosphate transmembrane transporter activity
Source: RefSeq, a predicted model, not a curated record